Messenger RNA from Paramecium sonneborni, 1682 nucleotides. NCBI's taxonomy places the organism in Eukaryota, Ciliophora, Oligohymenophorea, Peniculida, Parameciidae. The record is from the annotation of a GenBank genome assembly.
AUGACCCGCUAGAUAAUUUAAGCUUUCAGAAAUCUAAAAAUGAGAUCCUAGAUCAUUUCUAUUUAUCUAUUUAUUCUCUUUAUAGUAUUUGGAAUAGCUGGAGCAGCCAUUUAUAUUGAAAUCAAGAUAUUUUAUUAUAUUUCUCAACGAUCUUUAGAGAAUACUUUAGAAAUCUAAGACAUUAAGUAGAUUACGCUAACUACUCAUCUGAUGAAACACUAUAUCAAAGAGAAACAUAAUUUGAGUAUUCAAAAAUAUAUAAAAAAUAUCUAGGUAUUUAAUUAGUUGAUCAUAUCUCAUCUUUCUUGUUCCAUUAUACAAAAAUCUAAAAAGAAAUAAAAUUUACUAACCAAGUUGACCGUUGUCUUACUUUAGAUGAAUACUUAGAUGAUAUUUAUAUAGAAUAAAAACAAAAAAUGUGUUAUUUAAUUUAUGGAAAUAUUAAAUUAGAUGAUGCCUUACAACAGAGUUCAGAUAUAUACUAACUUUAUAAUGGUCUUAGGUUGUUAGAAAAUUUUGGUUUGGAAUUCAACUUAUUUUAUCCUGACUUUAUAUAAUUUGUGGAUAUUAGUAAUAUUAGUUUUAAUAGUUUAUAUCCCUUUGGUUAUUAAGUUCCAAACUAUGACCUUCAUAAUCGACCUUGGUAUUAUUUUUAUUUGAAUCUUAAGGUAUGUUGACCAUAUCAAAAAAGUUUAAUCUGACCCAAGCUAAUAAUAUUUCUUUACAGAUGUUUACAAGAUGAUAACUGGAGAUUAUAAUUAUUACUUCUCUAUUACUUAAUCUUUAUUUAAUUAAAACAAAAACUUUUUUGGCAUUUUAAAAGUGAUGUUAUCUGUAAAUGAUUAAAAUCUUUAAAAUGUUAAAUCUAAUAUAAUUUUGAUCAAUUAAUUUGGAUAAGUAAUUUACAAUGGAAUGGAAACUUAAAAGAUUAAUAAUAGCUAAACAUUUUAUGUUUAUAAUGAAACAAUUACUGGUUUUAAUGAAUCGGAUUGGAAAUAGAUGGAAGAUGAUUCUAUGUAUCACUCAAAUUUAAAAUUAAAGAAUCAAAAUUAAUUCUCUAAAUGUCUCAUUUUAUAUAAUAAAUAUUAUAAAUCUUAUGUACAUUUGAGAAGUGAAAAAUUUGAGAAAGAAAAUUUUACAUUAAUAAUGUAUUUUUUGUUUUUAAUUUUAGCUUUACUAAUAUAACAUCAAAGUUAAUUUUAAAAGAUAAAUUUGAAAAAGCUUAUCUUGAAUCUGAAUCUUAGAUUUUAAUUGCAGCUUUUUCAAUUUUGUUUUUGGGAGCCUUAUCUAUAAGUAUAAGUAUUUGUUAUAUAAAUAUGAUUUGUCUACCUUUAAUAGAAAUAAAUCGAAAAAUAUCAACACAUGUAUUAUCUGUUGGAAAUAAUGUCAAUGAGAUGAUUUUCAAAAUUCUUUAAUCUAAGAAAAGGUCUUAAAAUCUUUUUACAAAAUUAAAUGAAUAAAUUUGGAGUCUUUAUGAUACGAUUUAAAUAAGAUAAAAAAGAAAAUGUGAGCAAUGUAUUUUAAUAGAGAAAAUGUUCUACGAUAGAAAAUAGAUUAGUUUAAACCCUAAACCAAUUAAAAUAGGUCUAAGUUAAAUUCCAAAUAAUGUAGAGGUAGAUCGAAAAGAGUUUUAACAAUUCCUCUAUGAUUUGCUUUAAUAAUUCAAAGUCUAAGAAAUAUGA